Molecule: messenger RNA, 1860 nt
Organism: Selaginella moellendorffii
Lineage: Eukaryota; Viridiplantae; Streptophyta; Lycopodiopsida; Selaginellales; Selaginellaceae
Product: SWI/SNF complex component SNF12 homolog
Exons: 2
Coding region: 37-1752 (571 amino acids)
Biological process (GO): regulation of transcription by RNA polymerase II
Cellular component (GO): nucleus; SWI/SNF complex
Source: RefSeq, a predicted model, not a curated record
GAACCCUAAUCUCAAGAGCCCUAGGUUGAGGAGGCGAUGGCGGCAGGGCAGCCAGGUGCUGGGGCGGGGCAACCUUCCUCGUCCGCCACUCCAGCGGCGAUGAUCCAGCAGCUCCAGCAAGGGCAGCAACAGCAGCAGCAGCAGAGCCAGCAUUUGGCCGCGCAGAUGCAAAUGGCGAUGGCGGCGGCGGCGGCGGGUCGCAAUGGCGGGAUGCUCAACAGCGCCGCCGGCCCCCUCCAGCAGCAGCUCCUCAAGCAGCGCCUCGCGGUGGGAGGCGUGGGGGGAGGAGGGGGCGUCCAGGGCAGCGCCGGUGGGAUGAUCAAACCCCAGCCACACCAGAUCCAUCAAAUGCAGAUGAUCCAGAUGCAAAUGCUCCAACAGCAGCAGCAGCAGCAGAGAUUGGCGGCGGCGGCAACGGCGGCAGCGGCGAUCAAGAGCGGCGAAGCCAAUCCCGCCGCUAGGCGCAAGAGGAGGAAGAUCGGCGAUAGGCAAAUCCCCGAUAGAGUUGGAGCUCUCCUCCCCGAGUCGGCGCUCUACUCGCAGCUGCUGGAGUUCGAGGGCCGGGUGGACGCGGCGCUGGCCCGGAAGAAGCUCGAGAUCCAGGAGAGCGUCCAGAAUCCACCGCGCUACCAGCGAACGCUACGCAUGUACGUCUUCAAUACGUAUGCGAACCAGGUAAACAACCACGACCCACACAUGGGAUACAACCCGGGCGAGCCACCCUCGUGGACGCUCCGGAUCAUGGGCAGGAUCGUCGGGGACGAUGGCGAGACCGAGAGCGCCGCCGCCAAGAGCUUGCCAUUCCCAAAGUUCUCCUCCUUCUUCAAGAGGAUCACCGUCCAGCUCGACCCGGCAAUGUAUCCCGAGAACUCCACCAUCGUCUGGGAUGCGUCGAGGAGCACCGGCAACAACAGUGGCGGGAUCAUCUCCAGCAAUGGCAGCGGCGGUGGCGGCGGCAGCGCUCCCGUGGAGGGAUUCGAGAUCAAGAGGAAAGGCGACAAGGAGCUGACCGCGAUCAUCCGGCUUGACAUGAAGUAUACUCCGGAGAGGUACAAGCUCUCACCGCCGCUGGCGGAGCUCUUGGGUGUGGAGGUCGAGACGCGAGCUCGGAUCAUCGCGGCUUUCUGGCACUACAUCAAAGGGAAGAAGCUCCAGAACCCGAGCGAUCCCACCGUCGUCAACUGCGACUUGCCACUCCAGAGAAUCCUGGGCGAGGACCGCGUCAAGUUCACGUCCAUCUUGAACCGGCUCCACCAGCAUCUCUCGGCUCCACAACCCAUCCAGCUGGAGCACAAGAUCAAGCUGAGCGGCAAGAACCCCGCCGGGAACGCGUGCUACGACAUCGUGGUGGACGUGGUGACGCCGCUGCAAAAGGAUAUGGCGAUGUUCUUGGCCAACAUGGAGAGGCACAGGGACAUCGAGGCCUACGACGAGCUCAUCUGCAGCUCCAUCCGCAAGAUCAACGAGCACCGCAAGAGGAGAGCCUUCUUUCUCGGGUUUAGCAACUCGCCGGUGGAGUUCAUCAAUGGUCUCAUCGCUUCGCAGAGCCGGGACCUCAAGAUCAUCAAUGGCCAGGCCAGCCGGAACGCGGAGAAGGAGCGUCGAUCGGAUUUCUACUGCCAACCAUGGGUGGAGGACGCAGUGAUCAGGUACUUGAAUCGAAGAACAGCCAGGGUGGCGGAAGCUGCGGCCAAUGCGGCACCAGCGGCGGUGGCGUUGGCGACAGCGAAUUCUUCCGUGACUCCCAGCUAAAGCUUAGCUUGAUUCGAGAAAGAACAAAGGGAGGGGAAACUACUAUAUCGCUACGAAGAACACUUGUACAAUUUUUAAUCAAUUUGAAGAACCCUAAUUCCUUGCUGC